Syngnathus typhle (broad-nosed pipefish) is the source of this 6532-nucleotide messenger RNA. RefSeq lists its product as uncharacterized. The transcript is spliced from 2 exons. Gene Ontology annotation, biological process: DNA integration. The record is from RefSeq and is a predicted model, not a curated record. Lineage: Eukaryota; Metazoa; Chordata; Actinopteri; Syngnathiformes; Syngnathidae. Bases 3364 to 6117 code for a protein of 917 amino acids. Gene Ontology annotation, molecular function: nucleic acid binding.
GCAGCUAGUGCUAGUCAAGUGUUCAUCCAUGGUCAUCCUUGUUUCUGUUUGUGCCUUCGACAUCAUCGUCUUUUUACUCCAUGUUUUGGGAGAACACUGCAAUAAAAAGGAGCUUUGGAAGCUAUACCCUGACUCAGUGUCUACCUUAGCAGGAGUUAGGCUUACUGCUGAAUUGGUGUUAGAAACACACACAAGGAGAGCAGGAAAGUAAAAAGACGAUACGCAGCUGGCAACACAAUACACAGCAGCAGACUACAUGAACAUGGACAACGAUCAGAAGAAAAAUACUACAACAAAAGGCUUCAAGUCAUCUCAAAGUGGAUCGUCGGUCAGUCGUAAAAGCUCUAGCUCGACCAAAUCAUCAGUCAGCGCUGCUGCUGCAAAGGCAAGAGCCAAAGCAGAGGCUGCUCGUGCACGUGCAGCAUUUGCAGAGCGUGAAAUCAGUAUCAAGGUGAACAAAGCAAGACUAGAAGCCAGCCUCGAUGCCUUGCAAUUGGAAAGAGAAGCUGCAGCUGCUAAUGCCCAGGCAGAAGCUUUAGAGGCAGCAGCGGAGAUUGAGGAAGAGGAGCUCCGUAGCAAAAGGAGCUUCCCUGUCGUGGAGCAAGACACACAAGAACGCGUAAGCGAAUAUGUUCGUGACCAAACUACACGUUUUGACAAGCUCCCUGAACCUGUAGUCUUCUCAGAGACCGCAGAGCGAUCUAUUGAGCCUCACCUUAACGCGCCAACACCAUAUGUUCACAAAGAAGAAGAAUAUAUUAUGAAAGAUUCUUGGCCAGCCCCACCUCAACUUCAACAGAGACCAACAUCACUUCAGAGUUCUCAGCCAAUACAUGAAUCUAAAUCAUCAGUCCAACCGCACACCCAAGAGAAUUUCCAAGUCAAAAGAGAGAAAGACACUUACAACACCAAUCCCACAUCCAAGCUAACUUUCCCAAAGUACUCUGACACAUCUCACAUGUACCGAACCAGUCCAGAGUCUUCAGUUAUGUUGGACAUGGCAAAGUACCUGGCACGCAAAGAACUUGUUUGCACGGGCCUAUCAAACUUCGAUGAUCGUCCUGAAUCGUACAGAGCAUGGAAGUCCUCCUUCUUCAACACGAUCAAAGAUUUGGAUCUGACAGCUAGCGAACAGUUGGAUCUGCUUUCAAAAUGGCUUGGAAAAGAAUCAUCUGAACACGUGAGACGUCUGAGAGCAGUUAACAUUGGCAACCCAAAUGCAGCUCUACGAACAGCUUGGGAAAGACUUGAUGAAUGUUUUGGCGCUCCAGAAGUCAUUGAAAAUGCGCUUUUCGCAAAGCUCGACAACUUUCCUAGAAUCUCGAAUAAGGACAGCCAAAAAUUAAGGGAACUUGGAGACCUUUUAAAAGAGUUAUUGUCAGCAAAAGAAGAUGGAUACCUGUCAGGCUUGGCAUUCUUGGACACUGCUCGUGGCAUAAAACCAAUCGUGGAAAAAUUGCCAUUCAGCCUGCAAGAGAGAUGGCUUUCUCAGGGAUCAAUGUACAAGCAAGAUCACAAGGUCAGUUACCCGCCUUUUUCUUACUUCACCUCCUUUAUCUGCUACCAAGCUAAAACAAGGAAUGAUCCCAGCUUUACCCUUUCUGGAAACAACCUAACAUUUGAAAGAGCAAUGCCGAAACAUAAAGCUCCUAGAACAGUGGUUUCAGUGCACAAGACAAAAGUUUCUACUGAUGUUAAACAAGAUGAAACAGCUUCCGAAGAGGACGUGUCGAAGCAAUGUCCAAUCCAUAAAAGGCCUCACCCUUUAAAGAAAUGUCGGGGCUUCAGGCUAAAAACUCUUGCAGACAGAAAAGCAUACUUAAAGGAACAAGGCAUUUGUUUCAAAUGUUGCUCAUCAUCCUCCCACCCAGCUCGUGAUUGCAAAGCACACCUGAAAUGUGACGAGUGUGACAGUGAAAAUCAUAUAACGGCUCUUCACCCUGGUCCACCACCAUGGGCAGCUAGAGUCUCAAAUUCCCCGAAGAAUGAUGGCGGGGAGUCAGAGUUGGAGGAAACCACGAGAACUCCAGUCGUAAGUUCUCUGUGCACCAAAGUGUGCGGGGAUCAUCUCAAAGCAAAGUCGUGCUCAAAGAUCUGCCUCGUUAAAGUAUAUCCAGACAAUCAACCAGAGAAAGCCGAAAAAAUGUAUGCCAUGCUCGAUGACCAGAGCAACAGAUCUCUAGCUCGGUCACAGUUUUUUGACAUCUUCAAAAUCGAGACAGACGCAUACCCUUACACCCUCAAAACAUGUGCUGGCUUAGCCACAGUCUCUGGCAGGAAAGCAACCGGCUACCAUAUCGAAGCAGUUAAUGGUGGCGUUAACUUGACGCUGCCAGAACUCACAGAAUGUGACGAUUUACCAGACAAUCGUGACGAAAUACCAACUCCAGAGGCUGCUCUCCACCACCCCCAUCUAAAAAGUAUUGCCAACGAAAUCCCAGCCUUGGACGACAAUGCCCAGAUCCUUCUUCUGCUGGGUAGGGACAUUCUUCGCAUUCAUAAAGUGAGGCAGCAGAUUAAUGGUCCUGGAGAUACUCCUUUUGCGCAAAGACUUGAUCUUGGAUGGGUGCUGGUGGGUGACGUGUGUUUGGGAAAAGUCCACAAGCCUAUCAUUCACAGCUACAAAACAAAUGUACUAGAAGAUGGAAGACCUUCGCUGUUCAGGCCAUGCACGAGCCACAUCAAUCUCAAGCAAGCGACCAGUCCCAGUUUCGUCAAUGGUCUUUCUCACAGUUCACCAGAUGACUCGCUUGGCCUUACAGUUUUUGCAAGGACUGACAAUGACGACAAGCGAGCCUUCUCCAUCGAAGAUGAACAGUUCAUCAAAAUAAUGAAUGAUCAAGUUUUCCAAGAUGAGUGUAACAGCUGGGUGGCACCUCUCCCUUUCAAGACACCCAGACCUCCCUUAUCAAACAACCGAGAGCAAGCUAUGACCCGCCUUUCAUCUCUGAAACGCACUCUGGAACGGAAGCCAAAGAUGAAAGAACAGUUUGUCACCUUUAUGCAAAAAAUCUUUGACAACAACCAUGCUGAACCAGCCCCUCCGCUACAAAAGGGAAGAGAAUGUUGGUACUUACCAAUGUUCGGAGUCUACCAUCCCAGAAAACCUGGACAAAUCAGAGUUGUGUUUGAUUCUAGUGCACAAUCCAAUGGCCUCCCACUCAACAAUGUCCUGCUCACCGGGCCAGACCUGAAUAACAGUCUCAUUGGAGUUCUCAUUCGCUUCAGGAGGGAGAAAAUAGCUGUUAUGGCAGACAUCGAACAGAUGUUCCAUUGUUUUGUCGUAAGAGAGGACCACCGAGAUUACUUGCGCUUCCUCUGGUUCCGAGAGAACGACCCAGCAAAGACAUUGUCGAAUACCGGAUGAGGGUACAUGUAUUUGGCAAUAGCCCUUCCCCAGCCGUGGCCACCUACUGUCUCAGAAGAGCAGCCCAGCAGGGAGAACAGCAAUACGGGUCAGACACCAGACACUUUGUGGAGCGAGAUUUUUAUGUCGACGAUGGCCUGGUCUCAACACCCACCGAAGAGGAAGCAAUUGCUCUGCUGCAAAAGACGCAAGCUUCUCUGUUGGAGUCAAACUUGAGACUCCACAAGAUCACGUCUAACAGUGUUAGAGUCCUGACAGCAUUUCCAGCAGGGGAUCAUGCUAAAGACAUUAAAGAUCUCUAUCUCGGAACAGAAACGGCGCCCACCCAAAGAAGUCUUGGUUUGAGCUGGGAAAUCAAAAUAGACACUUUCACCUUCCAAGUGUCAGUCAAUGACAAGCCAUUCACACGUCGUGGGAUUCUUUCUACAAUAAACAGUCUUUUCGACCCGCUUGGCUUUGUUGCUCCUGUGACCAUUCAAGGAAAGUCACUAUUGAGAGAGCUUACUCUUGAAGGAACUGAAUGGGACGUUCUUCUUCCCCAAGAAAAACUUAAAGUGUGGGAAACAUGGAGAGAUUCUCUUCAGGAAUUGCAACAUCUUCACAUUCCUCGUGCUUAUACCACCACUUCUCCUUCCAAGGCAAAGCAAAAGGAGAUCUGCAUCUUCUCUGAUGCCUCUACAAAGGCUAUUGGUGCUGUCGCAUACCUCAGAACAACUAACGAGGAUGGCCAGAUCCACGUGGGCUUCAUCUUAGGAAAAGCCAAACUUUCUCCUCCCAGCGAACCCACCAUUCCCAGACUGGAACUUUGUGCGGCAGUGCUAGCUGUAGAAAUGGCUGAACUCAUCGUUCAAGAGAUCGAUCUUCCACUUGACGCAGUCACCUUUUAUUGUGACAGUAAAGUGGUGCUGGGAUAUAUACAUAAUCAGUCAAAACGUUUCUAUGUGUAUGUCCACAACAGAGUUCAAAGGAUCCGGCAAUCCACAGACCCAAAGCAAUGGCGGUACGUGCCUACGGAACACAACCCAGCUGACCAUGCCUCCAGAUCGGUUCAAGCUUCCAUCCUCACACAAACCAACUGGUUCACAGGUCCAGCCUUUCUAUACAAACCACAAGCAGCCACUGAGCAUCAACAGUCAUUUGAAAUCAUCGAUCCAGACUCAGAUGUGGAGCUCCGACCACAAGUAACAAGUUGCGUGACGGGCCAAAGAGACAAGCGCUUCGAUCCAAAGAGAUUUGAAAGAUUCUCAUCUUGGAAGUCCUUGCAAAGAGCGGUGGCAACUCUUCUCCAUGUAACUCGUUCUUUUAAGUCAACAGACCAGGAUGUCACUGUAUGUUCUGGAUGGCACCAGUGUUCAAAGCCUCACAGUGUCGAUGAGUUGUCAAAAUCAUCUGAAGCCAUCCUUCGUGCUGUACAAAGAGCCUGCUUUUCUGAAGAAUACGACUCCCUCUCCAAGGGGCAAGACGUUAACAAGAAAAGUUCAUUGUCAAAACUAAAUCCUGUUAUAGCCCCAGAUGGCUUGUUGAGGAUUGGAGGGAGACUGAAGCUGGCAGAUCUCAGCGAUCCUGAAAAACAUCCAAUCAUUCUGCCAGGUAAACAUCAUGUGUCCACAUUGCUCAUAAGACAUCAUCACGAACGGGUUGAACACCAAGGCCGAAGUUUCACAGAGGGCGCUGUACGAGCCGCUGGCAUUUGGUUGAUUGGUGGUAAGAGACGCAUAAGCAGUAUUUUACAUGGAUGUGUCACCUGUCUUAAACUUCGUGGAAGAAGAGAGAGGCAGAAAAUGUCGGACCUUCCCCAAGAACGGUUGAGCACUUCACCUCCCUUUACAUACACUGGUGUGGAUGUCUUCGGUCCCUGGUUUGUGACAGCAAGGCGCACAAGAGGAGGCUUAGCUCAAAGUAAACGAUGGGCUGUUCUGUUCACAUGCUUGAGUACCCGCGCCGUCCAUAUAGAGGUGAUUGAGUCCAUGGAUACUUCCUCCUUCAUCAACUCCCUGAGAAGGUUCUUUGCAAUCCGUGGCCCUUCUCAACAGCUACACUCAGACCGUGGAACCAACUUCAUUGGUGCUUGUAAAGAGCUGGAGUUUGAGAAAGUUCUGAAGGAAUCAGAGGUCCAAACAUACACCAACAGUAAAGGUUGUUCAUGGCAUUUCAAUCCACCUCAUUCCUCACACAUGGGUGGUGCGUGGGAACGCAUGAUCGGAGUCGCAAGGAGGAUUUUGGAUUCAAUGCUGAUGCGUACUCACUCCUCAAGUUUGACCCAUGAAGUCCUGUGCACUUUUAUGGCAGAGGCGACAGCCAUUAUCAACUCUAGACCGCUUGUUUCUAUUUCAUCUGAUCCAGAUGCUCCUCAGAUACUCACACCGGCAAUGCUCCUUACUAACAAACAAAGUAUUCUACCUCCAGCUGGGAAGUUCACCGACAAAGACUUGUUCAAGCAGCAGUGGCGCCAGGUACAAAGGUUGGCUGAUCAAUUCUGGAGUCGCUGGAGGCGCGAAUACCUGCACACUCUGCAAGUUCGACACAAAUGGCAGGAAUCCAGACCUAACAUUGAAGAUGGGGAUGUCGUUAUGUUGAAGGACAGUAAAACGUGUCGUAACGACUGGCCCAUGGCCCUUGUGACUAAGACCUUUCCUGGACGUGAUGGAAGAGUUCGCAAGGUCGAGAUGAGAGUUGUUAAAGAUGGAUCCAUGAAGAAGUUCUUUAGACCAGUUACAGAGAUUGUUCUGCUUCUGAAAAGGCAGGACUGAAACAUUUAACUGUAGGAUGUUUUAGUUCGAAGUGUGGCAUCUUGUCAGAUACCAGGCGGGGAGUGUUCUGCCCCGAAACUUGUCUGUUCGGUGUUCGACAGAUAGACUUUUAUUUUGAAGGCGAUGUCUAGCAGGAAGUCGGCCGUCGGCCAUUUUUGUCGUAAUCACAACAAGCCGUGGGCAGCUAGUGCUAGUCAAGUGUUCAUCCAUGGUCAUCCUUGUUUCUGUUUGUGCCUUCGACAUCAUCGUCUGUAAGUUUCCAUUUAUAUUUUAAAGCUCUAUCAUAUUUUCGUAUUAUUUAUGAGGAGUCUUUAUUGAAAGUACGAAUGUUUAUGUCGUAUUUUUUCCGUAUCGCUUUUCAGUUUUACUCCAUGUUUUGGGAGAACACUGCAAUAAAAAGGAGCUUUGGAAGCUA